GCUCACCGCGAACAGAAGGAACCGAUCCACCCUACUGCUGGCUACACCUGCCACCUACCGUCGUCCGUGUCGUCCGCCCUGCGUCAUCUCUCAAGACCGUUGUCAGUCGCCUAUCAUCGAGCCACAUCGACCAGCGACAGCACCAACACUUGCUUGCACUUGCGCCCACGCUGCUGCUGCGCUUUGCGCCCAGUACGUGCCCGUGCCUGCCUGCUGCUCUUGUCUGCCUGUCAGACUGCCUGCAUCCUGCAUGUCGUUUGUGAGGCUCGACUGACCACAUUGGCGACUUGUACUUGUACGAGAUCGAAUCUUGUUCCCCCCCCAAUUUCUUUUCCAAUAUCCCAUCGUCUCCUUUGCUCUCUCGAAGUUUAGACCACUUCCGAGAAGACCGCACUGCCCCGCAUCCACAAACACCAGAACUGCCUCGCGCGUCCACCGAUUCCGGGACCGAACCCCGAACCCCCCAGCACGCAGCCUCUCGACCACCCUAGCUCGCCACAUACACCGAAACCUUAUCGAGUGUCACCCUGAUCUCGAAGCCUGACUCAGCAGGAAACGAUUCAGACUCGCAACUCACAUUACAUUGAGCCUCUGGUAUUCCCUGUUUCCUUUGGCACGCCCUUUACAGCGACUUGUCUUACGACCACGCUGUGCACAUCAGCCACCAUUUACCCAUCCAUCCUUGGCAACGCCCGUUGCGACAGGUCCCAGCUGCCUGGAUCCUUCUACCUCACCACGCUGCUUCGCUGUGGUCAGUCAGCAUAGACCGGAGUACGAGACAACAGCCCAGUUGAGGGUUGGUUGAGGCUGCUUCGCUGCCGCGUCCUCUCCAUCAACCAUACGAUCUUGUCAAGUCUUUCUGGGGCCUUAUUCUUUCUCACUCCACUGCCUCGUGGAGGGCAGCGGCAUCCUACCUCCUUGCACGCUGCAACUCGCUACUCUUUGUUGGGCGUCCCUCGGAGAGUGCUGCCACGCCGCGAACCGCCUUCCCGCUGGCCUUCGCAACUGAGGGUUUCUACAGCAGCUGUACCGGCAUCCUGGAAACAUCAUAUACCUGUUGGUAUUCCUAGACGCGUCUGUGUUUGUCUGCUUUGUCCUGUUGUAAAGUGCUCCUGUAAUACAGCCCUGCCCGUCACCCUGGCUCAAGCUGUCUUACACUAGUCACCCACGCAGCUUCAAGGACAACCUGCUCCUGCGUCUUCUUGCAUUUGAAUCCAAGCCAGCUCCGGCAGUUAUUCGCUGCCUCGAAUUACUUUCACCGCCGUAUCUCGCACUGGCCUCUCGUCCGCCGGACACGCAUGCCAUCCUGCCUCACAGGCACACGUAGCGCUGGAACGACUUGUCAGUGCCCGCCGCACACCUGGACUGCGCCAGGUUCAAACAAAUUUUAUAUACCGCACGCCCGGAUCAGCAAACCCGCAACUAGGCAGACCACUUCCCCUGACUAGGCCGGGAUCACGCAAACACUGCAGUCUUCAUUGUUCUCGUUGAGACGCAAGUUGUCGAGACAAGACAAAUACAAGGGCGAACGAAGAAAGUGAAAAGGGAAUUGGUUGGGUUUUGUUCUUAAAUCAGCCCCUGCUCCUCGCUUAAUCAUCCAGUCCCGUCCCCGUCAACCGCCAAUUUUACCUUGGAACCUACCUUGGCCAUUUUUAUUUUUAUUUCUUUUUGGCACCAGCCAAGGCCCCCUGUCGUGCACUCGCCCUCCACUUACAAAUUGGAAAAAAGCGGCCGUCGAUUUUCCCAGCAGACCCAGCAAGCACGGUAGGGACGGAGAGGUCAGAGGGAGAGGGGGGAAAAAAAUCAAAAAAAUGGCGGAGGACACUAAUACCUACGCCCCAAAGUCGCCGGACCUCUCUUCUUUUUAUUCGGCAGCACCCGCCCCGCCCACGCCUCCACUGCACAAUCUGCAGCACAACCAGCAACACCUGAACAAGCUGCAAACCGCUGCACCGCCGGUAUAUGAAUACUCCUCCCCCUCGCCGCGCGCCUACCAUCCUCACCAGUCGUCUUCAACUCCUGUACACAUCAAACAGGAACAGCCGCCCCACUACCCGCCUUCAGUGGCAAUCAAGUCCGAAUCAGUCUUCUCUUCCUAUCAGCCACAAACGCAAACACACCACCGCCACCAACACCAGCAGCACCAACAGCACGCGCACCAACCGCAGUACCUGUCUCCUCGGUACCAGCAUUCGCCGCCACAACAGCACCAGCAACACCCGUCUCCGCAACACCCACCGCAAAGUGCAUAUGGGAUCCAGCCCGCCGUCAAGCAUCAAGAACAAUAUCAACCGCCACCACUGCAAAGCCAGGGGUUUCUAGACCUGAAAACCUACGCUGGACCAACUCAACUGUACGACAUCCCGUACAACCCAGACUCGCAACACCUGCCACAAACACCGGGUUCAGCAACAAUGCCCCCCAGAAAGAACACACAGCCGGCUCCAUCGCCGCCCCCAAUUGAUCCCUCGCCAGUCCGCACUAAGUUCCCUACAGCCAGGAUAAAGCGCAUCAUGCAGGCCGACGAGGAGGUUGGUAAGGUCGCCCAGCAGACCCCCAUUGCCGUCGGCAAGGCUCUGGAGAUGUUCAUGAUCGCCGUCGUCAGCCGCAGCGCGGAAAUCGCCCGGGAGAAGAACUCGAAGCGAGUCACGGCUCAGAUGCUCAAGCAAGUCAUUGAGACAGACGGCCAGUAUGACUUCUUGGCCGACAUUGCUGCCAAGGUUGGCGAUGAAGAGAAGCGGGGCAGCCGCUCCAAGGCCGAGUCGGAGAGUGAGGAAGAAAUGGAAGUCGAGACCAAGAAGAAGGGCAAGGGGGGCCGCAAGAAGAAGGUUGCGUGAGCUCGCAUAUCCCGCCCAGGGCUGGGACUUCUUCAGUGAUGAGAAAUACGAUUAGGGUUAUGAGGAUUGGCGUUGGACUGGCUAGCAUCUACAUCGGCGUUGGGUGACAUGACGGAGGAAAACUCGUCUACAUGUCACUUGGGAGGGACACAUGGUAAAGGGCACGGCAUGGCACGAGAGGAACCAAGCGCUGCUUCCUCGACUUGCAUACCGUGGACGGCUUGUCUUACUUGUAUGCACAUUGAGCCUGUCGUUGGACUUGCAUUCAUACCGAUUUUUAUUUUUUUAGAAUGAGAACACUUUUUAUUUUUUCCA
Colletotrichum destructivum is the source of this 3152-nucleotide messenger RNA. RefSeq names its product Putative transcription factor CBF/NF-Y/archaeal histone domain, histone-fold. The coding region runs from base 1812 to 2837 and encodes 341 amino acids. Gene Ontology annotation, biological process: transcription by RNA polymerase II. The record is from RefSeq and is a predicted model, not a curated record. Gene Ontology annotation, cellular component: nucleus; negative cofactor 2 complex. Gene Ontology annotation, molecular function: protein heterodimerization activity; RNA polymerase II general transcription initiation factor activity; core promoter sequence-specific DNA binding. The transcript has a single exon. Lineage: Eukaryota; Fungi; Ascomycota; Sordariomycetes; Glomerellales; Glomerellaceae.